Messenger RNA from Fusarium proliferatum ET1, 981 nucleotides. RefSeq lists its product as uncharacterized. Lineage: Eukaryota; Fungi; Ascomycota; Sordariomycetes; Hypocreales; Nectriaceae. The coding region runs from base 1 to 981 and encodes 326 amino acids. Gene Ontology annotation, biological process: phospholipid biosynthetic process; lipid storage; lipid droplet organization. The record is from RefSeq and is a predicted model, not a curated record. The transcript has 2 exons. Gene Ontology annotation, cellular component: endoplasmic reticulum membrane.
AUGGUCACUACCCGACGUGCUGCGAGGGCGGCUGCUGAAGCGAACGAUACAGUUAUGGAUUCUCCCUCAAGAUCGACUUCGACACCUCGCUCGUCUCCUUUCCUGCCGACACCUCUAGAGAGAGCUGGGCUUGUAAUAUUCCCAGCUCUCUUGAUCUUCGGAACCAUCUUCUCCAUAAUCUCGCCGCAGACACGCGCCGCGCCGUACGAUCCUAUCGCGCAGUCGCAUUUCCAAGAUCCCAGCGUGUCUCCGAGCUACUUCGCUCGCAAGUCCAAUCUUUUCAACGUUCUCUUUGUCAAGCGAGGCUGGGCAUGGAUCACUGUUGCAUUCUUUGUCUUCAUUUUCAGCCAUCCUAGCACCACUGACACCGGACGACGUGUUCGCGCGAGUCUACGAUGGGUUGCUGUAACAACACUGUGGUUCCUCGUGACGCAGUGGUGUUUUGGACCUGCUCUGAUCGACCGUGGUUUCCGAUGGACAGGUGGGCGCUGCGAGCUCGCUCGAAGAGAGGUUGAAUUUGGCUCCGAUACUGUUGGUGAUAAGGUCACAGCAGUAGCCUGUAAAGCUGCCGGUGGUAAAUGGAAGGGAGGUCAUGACAUAUCGGGCCACGUCUUCCUCCUGACACUGGGUACUGCGUUUCUCAUGCAGGAGGUCGGUUGGGCUGUGUUGAGAUGGUCUGGCAAACGAAACGAGGAGCGAUGCGUCGUUAUGACCGACGGAGCCCUCAAGAGCGCUAAUGUCGAAUCUGAUACAUCUCUGGGCGAAGGUUCCGAGCGACCUGCCUUAGGUCUCGGUGGCAAGUUCGCCGUGGGUGUCAUGGGAUUGAGUGCUUGGAUGCUACUCAUGACGGCUAUUUACUUCCACACAUGGUUCGAGAAGUUUACUGGACUCUUGACCGCGGUGACGGCCUUUUACAUUGUGUAUAUUGUGCCUCGCUUUGUACCUGCUGUUAGACAGGUCAUUGGUCUUCCUGGUAUAUAG